Molecule: messenger RNA, 663 nt
Organism: Oryza brachyantha (malo sina)
Lineage: Eukaryota; Viridiplantae; Streptophyta; Magnoliopsida; Poales; Poaceae
Product: 60S ribosomal protein L31-like
Exons: 2
Coding region: 64-438 (124 amino acids)
Biological process (GO): cytoplasmic translation
Cellular component (GO): ribosome; cytosolic large ribosomal subunit
Molecular function (GO): structural constituent of ribosome
Source: RefSeq, a predicted model, not a curated record
CCUGCGGUGAUCCUAGCUUAGGGUUUCUCCAAUCUCGCCGCCGCAGGAGGGUAGGGGAGAGAGAUGGCCGAGAAGAAGCAGCGCCCCGGCGGCGCGAGGAAGGCCGAGGUGGUCACCCGCGAGUACACCAUCAACCUCCAUAAGCGCCUCCACGGAUGCACCUUCAAGAAGAAGGCUCCUAACGCCAUCAAGGAGAUCAGGAAGUUUGCACAGAAGGCUAUGGGCACCACCGAUGUCAGGGUUGAUGUGAAGCUCAACAAGCACAUCUGGAGCAGCGGUAUCCGGAGCGUUCCAAGGCGUGUUCGCGUCAGGAUUGCUCGCAGGAGGAACGACGAGGAGGAUGCGAAGGAGGAACUCUACUCACUAGUCACAGUUGCUGAGGUCCCCCCAGAGGGGUUGAAGGGCCUGGGUACCAAGCUUGUUGAGGACGAGGAGUAAAUUUGUGCCUUACUAGCAUCAAAGCAAUUUAAUUUUUGUGUUUUGAGUUGUUUGUGCUACGACGAUCCUGAUCCUGAUUAGUGAACAAGCAGAGAUUUUUGGUACUGAACCAUUAGUAAACUAGCAGACCUUUUUGGUACUGAACUCUAUGUGGUAUUCAGUGCAGUUGUUUCUUGGUUGCUUAAGGGCACUCCUAGUUGAAGAAACUAUAGCAGUUUUCUACGA